AUGAAAGAUUAAACAAAUCAAAACUUAUUAAGAAAAUACAUCCUAACGAAUUUGAGAAUUCUCUUAGUCGUUCAUUAAAAAAGUUUAAGAAUAUACUCUAUGCUGAAAUAUAUUUUCCUCUUUUUAGGAUAAUUGCAAAGCUCUUUUUUCUAUCUAUUUCCAUGCUACCUCUCUUCUCUUAAAAUGUUUAACAAGUUCAUACUGAUAUAUCUCAUAAGACCUGAUUUGCUUUUAAUUGAUAAUGUUAUGAUUGAUAUUGAAAACAAAUACCUCUUUAUAAUCCCACUUUUAAGCAUAAUCGUUUUUGAUGUAUUAAUUUUACAAGGGCAAGUGCUUAUUGAAUAUCAGAAUAAAAAGCUUUCUCAAAAUCAGCAUUAACAAAUAAUCAUUAAAAGUUCCAUAUAAAAAUUGAUCAUCAAUUUGAAAUCAUUAUACUCACAACUGUUUAUUGUUUAUUUGUACAUACCUGCUCAAGUAUUACCAUUUACAUCUUUUGCCUAUUCUGACGCCAUGGAAGAUUUUGAAAUUCUUAUCUUAAGUAUAAUUACAGUGAUAUCUAACAUUUUUUUCUAGUUGUUGAAAUUGAAUGUUAGCAACACCACAAUGGACCUAUGCAUUACAGGCUACGAAAGAUUGCAUUUUACAAAAAUAGAUUUUCUCAGAGAAAUAGUUAUCUUAAUAUAAGUCAUAUUAUAUGGUAUCAUUGAAGAUGUUGGAAGGGCUUAAAUAGCAUAAGGCCUAUUAUCAAUUUUAGUAAGUCUCUCAUAUAUAAUCAAUAUUUUUGCCGAUAAAACAAUCGUUGUUGAAAGCUACAUAAAAUUAACCUUAGUAACUCAAAUUUGUUUGUUAUCCUUGAUCUCAACUUCCCUCUUGGAUUUUUGGCAAUUAGGAUUACUAUUGAUUCCCAUUCUAAUUUUUGUUGGAUUUAGCUAUAGAAACCAAGAUAUUUUUAGAUUAACUACAAGUAUCUCUGAAAUUAAGUGCAUCUCCAAAAUCAUUUAAUACAUUUCAUAUCAAAUUAAUAAUCAUUCCAAUCACAAUUCAACAAUAGACUAGAUCUCACACUCCAUACUAUUAAAUUUUCACAGAAGGAAAUGCAAUGAUGCUGGAUGCUACUGUAAUUUAAUUUCUGACAAAACAGAUGAACCAUUAAAAGUCCUUUAUGUUUCAGACCUUAUCCAGAAGAAAUUUGUAAUUAGCAAAAUAAAACAAUGGAAUAAAGAGUUGAAAAAGAAAAGAUCAGAUCACUCAGAUUAACAUUGGAUUUAUUACAUUAGUACUUUAAAUCAUUAUGGCCUCACGUCUCUUGCAUUUCAAGAAUGUAAUAGAUUAUUAUCAUUACAAAAUUCUAUGAAUCGUGGUUUUACAUAUCAGAAUGAAAUAAAUUCUUCAUCAUAAAAUCACCAGUAGUAAAGUCUACCUUCUCAAUAAAGUGGAUCCUAGUUACCUCGAAAAACAUAGGCAAAAUUAUCAAUGAAUUCACUUGAAUUGAAGUCAAAUCUAAAGUUAAGCAUUAGAAACUAAACACUCACUUUGUUAUCAUAGAUGAAAUUAGAAUUAAUUAGUAAAGAUAUAAGAUUAGAGUUAUAAAACAAUUUCUUAAAAAUAUAGAGUAAAUAAUAGGAAGAAACAGCUGAAGCAAUAUAGUUAUAUUUAUUUAGUGAGCAACAAAAUUAAGCUGUUAAACAUUAAGUAUUAAGAUGUUUGUAAUAAAAAUUAUAGUUUUAUAAUUUUAUAAUAAACAACAAAAGCUAAAGAUCUCAUGAACUCUUUCGCAAUGCAAAAAUCUUAUCAAAUUCAUUUCUUAAAUUAGAAAAAAAGCUACUAUAAUAAUAUUCACAAUUUCCAAGCUAGAAAAUAUAAUCGAUAAAUUGUUUUUUCCAAUCAGAAUUACUAAAUAAUUAUUUGACCGCAUAUAAGCUGGCCAAUUUCAGCACAAUAGCAGAUGAAAAGUUAUUAAAUAUGAGAAAAAACAUUAAAAUCAAUUUAUUCGGAAAGAAUGUUGUAUACAUGUUGAUGAAUUUAAAUGAAGGCAUGUAGACAAUGAACAUUUAUCAAUUUAGCAAUAAUGCCUAUGAUUUUUUGUAAAUCAGCUAUGAGGAAUGUAUGAAAGUGUAUAAGACAAUUGAUAAUUUAUUACCUCAAGCAAUGCUAAAUGAGCAUCAUUUGUUAGUUUAAAGGUUUAUAAUACAAGGAACGAGUAAGUAUUUCAGAAAUAUUAGCUUGAGCUUUAUCUAAUAAUUGAAUGGACUUGUUAAACCAUUUAAUUUGAUUGUAGACAUAAUUAUGAAUUAGACUAACAAUUUAUCUUUUGUGGCAUUUUUUGAAGAGGUUUCCAUAACUAAUUGUUAUAUAUUAGUUGAUGUAAAUGACUAAUGUGGAGGUAUCACCUAAAAUUUAUUAGAGAAAUUAGGAUGGAAACAAAACGAAAUUAAACAGUAUUCUGAAUAAAUCAAUCAUGCUUUUUAAGUUAACAUAAAUUAAAUAAUUCCUAACUUCAACGAAUUAAAGCUUUCCCAAAAGGAAUAAAAGUUUUACAACACUCCAAUAAAUCUAUUAACAAAGAAAUCCAUCACUACUUUUCAAUAGAAAUCUCUCGUUUUCGCUCACGAUUCUUGGAAGAAUAUGGGAAAUUUAAUUAGUUUAAGUGGAACUAUUAUACUAUAACCAAGGGAGUUGUGCGGUUAUUACUAUUAUAUCAUAGAAAUAGAGGACAUUAGAUUAUCUUAAACUUUAUCUCAAAUGGGCACUUAAGGCAAGGCUUUUACUAUUUAAUUGAAUGAGGUUGAAAAUACAAAUAACGACAUUGAAGUUAGUGAUUUGGUUGUUUCUGGUUCUGAGGCAGGGAUAAAUAAACCUCAAUCAUUAAAUAUUUUUGCAUUAUCAUCAUCUGUAUCAGAGCAAGAUUAAGAAAAUGCAUUUUCCCAUCAAUAAUUAUAGGCUAUUCUUCAUGGAUAGGAAAUCUAAUAAGAUAGAGGGACGACUGCAUCGAAGUUAAUUUAAUAGAAUCCAAAUUAUUAAUAUUAAGAAUAUAAUUUAGAGGAUGCUAAAAAUAAUGAAAAACAGAAUUUAGGUGAUGUAAAUCCUAAUCAAAGUAUUCGAAAAUUAAUGGACACAAGCAAAUCUUUUGCUUAAUAAAGGUUUUUUAAUUUAGAAAUCUAAGAUUUGGAUUAAUCAAAUAGUAAAAUAAGUGAUGCUAUCUAAAACUAAAUGAAAGAUGUCAACCAAAUGUAUGAUGUGGAUCUUAAUAAAAUUGAUAAAGAAAUGAGAGAAAACAUCAGACUUUAAUUAUAGCUUGAACUUGAUUAAAAAAAUUAAGCCAAUUAACAAAUGGAUGAUGCUGCUUCUCAAGUUUCAUCUCUAAUAGGAUUGAAAAAAUCUCUAUUUUAUAAAAAGUAUGAACUUAUAAAUAGAUUAAUGGAAAGUAAUUUAAGACCGAGUUCCUAUAGAUACUGCAAUUUACUGCUAUUUCUAUCUUAAAUAAUAGUUAUUAUCUUCUGCCUCAUCAUAUUAACGAAUCUUAACGAUGAUUUUAAUAGAUUUAUUUAAGAAGUAGAUAUGCUCCUAUUUAGCUAUAGCUUUAUGACUCCUUUUGAUAUAUUCUUGUCUCUGAGGUUUGCAACUGUUUAUUACUCUUUUGGGACGUUUGUAGGUGAAAUUAAACCUUCUGAAAAUAUCUAAUUUGGGAAUUGGUUAGCCAGCCAUUUAGGCGAAGGUUACGACGUGAUGAAGGGAAAUUUCUUAGAACAAUUUUCUAAUCCAUAUAUUUUAGAGUUUUUUACAGAUGAAAAUUUUGAUGUGCUCUUUAUGAAAAAGAACUCUUCAGACAUGGAAUAGAAAACAAUUUCCUUUAGAGAAUCCUUAAAUGUUUUAUUACAAUAUCAAUAUUAAUUUAAGAUUGCAUAUGAACAGAAAACUUCUUUGGUUUCUUAAGCGUUUUCAGCAUAUCCUUAUGCAAACUAUUUAAAUCUGCACGAUAAGUUUGAUUUUUUGACAACGAAUAUCCUUGAAUAUACGAAAAAUAGGACAGAAGCAGUUUAGCAGAAUUGGACUUGGAUUUGGAUACCUUUUCUUAUUAUUGAUUUUCUGUUAAUUUUCGGUUGCUAUCAAUUUUAUAAAAGCUAUAUGCAAAUAUAUGAAAACUUUUUGAAUCUAUUUAAAUAUGCUGAAACUAUUUGGAUCAAUAGAGAUAUGGAGAGGUAUAAAAUUUUAAUUAACAUUUUAAAUAAGAAUUCUGAUGUGAUGUUCAAAUAUCAAUUUGAUUUAGAGCAAAAAGAAAAAUAUAUGAUGGCAGAGAGAUAUAAAUUGGAAAAUCAAGGACUUCAUGAAAGUAAGAAGAAGAAAAGCUAUAAAGAUUAUCAUUAAAUACCUACAUUGAUUGGAUUGAUUUGUCUCUCUGCUUUAUUCUCAGUAUUUUUUGUUUCAUCUUUAAUAAUUCAAAUGUAGACUAAUGAUUAUCUUGAUAGAUAUACUAAUACAGCAGACAUCUAUAAAUAUAUUGGAGAUCUAUGUUUUCAAAUACCAGGAUUGUUUUCUUAGAGGUAAUUCUUAUAUUGGUGGUUUUUAUAUUACCCAAAUGAUAAUGAUAAACCUAGAAUGACGACUCGACUCUUUGAUGGAAUCGAAAGUUGUAGGAAAUUUGAUACUACGAUGCAAUAUUUUAAUUAAGAAACCUACUUAACCACUGAAACUUUUGUUGAUUCUUUAAACAAUUUAACUUAGAAACCGGUUUGCAACUUCUUUAACCAAACAAUAUAAGAGGAUUACUCUUUUUACUGCAAUCGAUCAUAUGAAGGAGCUUUGACAAUGGGAAUUACAUAAGCUCUUAUUUAUAUAGCAAAUUCAUUUACAACAUUGUAUGAAUUAAACAAUUUUACUUCCAUAGUCAAAUACUAUAAGUAUGAAGCAGAGGGAAUGUAUAUAAUUGUUAAGGGAUUGAUUGAACUAGUAAGCUUAUUAAAGGAGGCUUUACUUCAAGCCACAAGUUCGCACAUGGAUUAAAUUAUAGGGUUAAGUGUAUUUCUUUUAGUAUUUUAAAUUUUAAUAUUCCUUCUUCAAUUUUUUAUCUUGCAUAGAUAUUACACACAUGAAUACUAAUUAGUGAGAAGAUUUAUGCUAUUAUUACCCUCCUCAACAGUCCUAUUAGAUGACAAUUUUGAAAGAAAUAUUAGAGUAUUUUACACAUAAUAUUAAAUUUGA
Paramecium tetraurelia is the source of this 5199-nucleotide messenger RNA. RefSeq lists its product as uncharacterized. The record is from RefSeq and is a predicted model, not a curated record. NCBI's taxonomy places the organism in Eukaryota, Ciliophora, Oligohymenophorea, Peniculida, Parameciidae. The transcript has a single exon.